Messenger RNA from Tuber aestivum (summer truffle), 3024 nucleotides. The record is from the annotation of a GenBank genome assembly. Lineage: Eukaryota; Fungi; Ascomycota; Pezizomycetes; Pezizales; Tuberaceae.
ACACCGGAAGGCACUUUUGUUCCGAUGCAUGGGCGAGGGAAAUUAAGCGGUUCGCAGAUCAACUCCGCCAGUUGUGAUCACGGGCGAGGUUGUGUUGGGGUGCGAUGCUCAAGUACCGAUAGAUGCGUCUGGAGCCUGCCUUACCAGAGAUAGGCAUUUUCUACAGAGUGCCCUCUCCAACCGGUAAUCCCGUGGGUCGCUCCUGGCCCCGGGCUCCCCCCGCCUGCGGAAAAAAAAAAAAAGAAAUAACAGCAUUUGGCGAGGCCAGAUAGCAUUGGUACAAGUACCCCGCUCGUCGACAAGGUUGUCGGUAAGGGGGCUUAUUGACCGGCAGCGACAUUCGAUACAUGGCCUCUGAAAUUUUCAUGCUCCGGAUGUUCAAAACUCCUCCUCCUUUAUUCCUAGAACUCUGACGGACUCAACAGCUUCUUCCAUCGUGCAAACCUUCCUCUUCAAAAUGUCGUCGUCGCGACCCGACUCCCACCAUCCUCCGUCAUACGACGACGCGGAUGAUCCAUUGAUAUCAAAGACGGAAAAGCCGGCCGCGCUCCCGAUAUCAUUCGAUAGCCGGGAGCAGUUCUGGUGGAACAUGAUUUCUCUUUCAGGGAGAUGCUUGACAACGGCUCUUUCCCUAUCACUUCUUGUUAUGGGUCUCCUGAUCUUUUCACGGAUGGGUGAAUUGUCGCGCUGGGAGCAGCGAGGGUUCAAUACUAUUACCAUUCUGCUUAGUGCUUUCGCGAGUUUGGGCCUUGGAUCUAUGUUAGGAUAUUUGGGGUCUAUGCUGAGAUGGCCUCUGCUUGCCAGGGGAAAGUAUAGAAUGCAGGACGUAUGGGAUGCCCCUUUCCAACUAAGACCCUGACCGGUUUUGAUGGUCGAGAUAUAGAUUGAGUUGCUGCUUGCAAUGCCAUCCCCCGGCGGCUCGGCUGCGCUUAUUUUUGCACAUUUUCGGGAAUGGAGAUUUUCCAUGACAACUUUCAUUGUCCUGAUAUAUCUCCUCGUGAAUAUUACUGGAAGGUUUAGUGUUGCAAUCUUUGGGUUGACAUUCAACUUGGCGGAUAUCCCCAUCGUGACACCUCCUACCCUUGUCACAGAUUGGGACUCCACUGUAUUGCUCUCCAAGAACGCUACGGAUUUUAGGGUGGAUGGGAAGGAGCUCCGUAAGAACCCCAUUCUCCCCAGGGAUACUUAAUUUUCUUAGCGACUUUAGCUGACCCAUCGUGUAGGGUCGUACCUGGAUCUGGCUGAAGGUGGUUUAGCUGUGCUUACCCGACGGCCAGAGAUUGAGUUUAACAUUACUGGGUUCCUGAACUUGACGGAGGGUACACUAUACACCCUCGCCGUUGAUGGCGCGUCUCUCGAACAACACGGUAACGGGGUGGAAUUCAUUUAUGAUAUAAAUGAUGUCAACGGAACGGACCAAGUAUCGUCGGACCAUGCUGUACACUCCUCUGCUAGCUGUACUAUGUUCCGGGUUGACGGGAGCGAGUACUGGAAAGACUACAACAGUAGUGAUCAAGCAUCUAAGAGUAAGUUUUACAUAACCCCAUGGAUUACUCACCGAGGGAAGGUUUUAUGAGGCUUACAUUGGUUUUGGAAACAAAGAUUGGGAAGAUGGGAGCAACGGGGAGGAUAUUGCCGAAGUAAUGAGGACACUGUAUAACCAAGGUGCUUGGGCUGGGGGAAGUUCUGAAUGGGUUACUUGGGCAGCACCGCUGACCGGGAGGUCAGAUGGAUCGUCCAUAACUUGUGAGAGGGCAAUUACCAAAUUUUUAGAAAUAGUUUGAACUGAUACAUUAUACUCUAGAUGUGGUAUAUGAUGCUACGGUCUGGGAAUGCACCUCGACCCUUUUUGAGAGGCAGGGGGAGGCCCCUCACCCAAUGCCACUAUUUAAUUCAGCCUCUCUUUUUCUCUUACCAGUUUCGAACGAGGUAGAACCUGGAAAAGUAUUUUCAACCUCUGUUCUCACUAGCACAACAGAAGUCGUCCACGAGCAUCCGGAAACAUACACAAGAACCUCUGUGACUAAGAGCACUGCUACCGGUACUCGAAAGCCUGGAGCAGCAACCUCCACCACGGUCUGGACGGAAACUAGUACAUCGCUGUCCACAGAAUACAGGACUCGGACGGCCACUGUGGAGCCUCUUAGGGCGGGUAAGACCACGUCAAUUGCUUAUCGGUGGUUCGGGGAACUUCAAAGCCGCACGUCUCCCUCCGUCGGCGUGCAAAUGCUCGAUUUUUACGGGUAUGACGAAGGGGGUUCCGCUACUCAAAAGGAAUACUACAACCUCUACGUCGCUGCCUUGGUAGCCCGCCUUCCCAUCGCCGCAAUAGCGUACGGAAACCUAGUAUUCCCGCUCAAGCCGAAGGACCCGAAAGCCCGCGCAACCAGACGUGUCCUAACAACACUGGAAGUAAAAUGGCGUAGGGUCGGCAUCGCAGCCGGUAUCGUGGUCCUGGGCCAGGUUCUUGCGAUCGUGGCUGUCCUCUAUUACUGCCGGAACGUGUAUGUCCGAGAGGAUACUCAUCUGGCUACCGCUGAGUUAUUGAAGACAGUAUUGAAUAAGAUUGGCGACGGAAGUAUGAUGACUACGAUGGAAUUGGAGAAUGCUUUGGAUAAGGCGCUGAAGGGUCCCGUUAGCUAUGGGACUGUCCCGGGGGGGCAAGGAGAUUACCCGCAGGUGGCUUUGGGCCGCAAUGUGAAUUAUGACUUCCCCGGAUAUCCACUUCCCCGAAAGCGCGGGGUUUUCCGGCAGUGAGAGAGGAUGGUAGUGGUGGUGGUAGUGGUUUGAGGGUGUUUUGUGGUGCUAGUGCUAUAAGGGGCUUGGUUUACAUGGGGGGCUAUCUUAAGAUGGAAGAAGAAGGAAUUAGUCCGUAGCGGAUGGGCUCGAGAUUUCCCCUAGUCAUGUUCUACGGAGUGUGGUGUGGCUUGUCGGGAUGUGGCUGGGGGCUGCUGCAUUCAUGGAGUUAGUAUUUAGGAGCAUCUUGGAUUUAUGAAAUUUGAACGUCUGCAUUUUUCUAACUCU